CCCGCCCCCCGCCGAGGCGCCGCGGCGGCGUUGGGCCGGCUAUAAGGGAUGCGUGUGGCUUCGCGGGCGCUGAGUGGGAAAGAUAUUCGAAGUGAAAAUACAAGUGUAAACCCUGGCAUUUACAAAAGAUGAAAGACAUCGACAUAGGAAAAGAGUACAUUAUACCCAGUCCUGGGUAUAGAAGUGUGAGAGAGAGAGCCAACUCAGUGCAGCAUGAAGAACAGGAAGGGUCAAAAUUUCAGCAUGCUAAAUAUAAGAUAGAAUGCCAGGAUGCCUUAGAAGCAGCGGCUCGUGCGGAGGGCCUUCCGCUGGACACCUCCAUGCACUCCCAGCUGAGAAUGCUAGAUGAAGAGCAUCACAAGGGCAAAUACCACCAUGGCCUGAAUGCACUGAAACCCAUAAGGACUACUUCCAAACACCAACACCCUGUUGAUAAUGCUGGGCUUUUCUCCUGUAUGACCUUCUCCUGGCUCACUCCUUUAGCCCAAAAAGCACACAAAAAAGGGGAAUUGUUUAUGGAUGAUGUAUGGUCUUUGUCAAGGCAUGAGUCUUCAGAUGUCAACUGUAGAAGGCUGGAGAGAUUGUGGCAAGAAGAACUGAAAGAAAAUGGACCUGAUGAUGCUUCUCUCCAGAGGGUCGUGUGGAUCUUUUGCCGCACCAGACUCAUCAUUUCCAUAGUGUGUCUGAUGAUCACGCAGCUGGCAGGUUUUAGUGGACCAGCAUUCGUUGUGAAACAUCUCUUGGAAUAUACACAGCAGAGCGAGUCCAACCUGCAGUACAGCUUGUUUUUAGUUUUUGGCAUCUUUAUGACAGAAAUAGUGCGAUCCUGGUCCCUUGCACUAACCUGGGCUUUAAAUUACCGCACGGGGGUUAGACUGCGUGGAGCUAUCUUGACAAUGGCAUUUAAGAAAAUUCUCAAGCUGAAGAAUAUCAAGGAGAAGUCUCUUGGAGAGCUCAUAAAUGUUUGUUCCAAUGAUGGUCAAAGGAUGUUUGAAGCUGCAGCAGUUGGCAGCUUGUUGGCUGGGGGCCCUAUUGUGGCUAUCUUAGGAAUGGUUUAUAAUGUGAUCGUUCUGGGUCCAACAGGCUUCUUGGGCUCUGCUGUCUUCAUCCUUUUCUACCCAGCAAUGAUGUUUGUAUCACGCCUCACGGCUUAUUUCAGAAGAAAAUGUGUAUCAACAACAGAUGAACGUGUGCAGAAGAUGAAUGAAGUUCUUAAUUACAUUAAGUUCAUUAAAAUGUAUGCCUGGGUCAAAGCAUUUUCUCAGAAUGUUCAAAAAAUUCGGGAGGAAGAACGUAAAAUCUUAGAGCGUGCAGGCUACUUCCAGAGCAUCACUGUGGGCGUGGCUCCCAUAGUUGUAGUUAUUGCCAGUGUGGUGACGUUUUCUGUCCAUAUGAUCCUUGGCUACGAUCUUACAGCAGCUCAGGCAUUCACAGUGGUCACUGUGUUUAAUUCAAUGACUUUUGCUCUAAAAGUAACACCUUUCUCAGUGAAGUCUCUAUCUGAGGCGUCUGUUUCUGUUGACAGAUUUAAGAGUUUAUUUCUAAUGGAAGAGGUUCAUAUGAUAAAGAAAAAACCAGCCAAUCCUCACACCGCGAUAGAGGUGAAAAAUGCUACCUUGGCUUGGGACUUCUCCCAUGCCAGCAUCCAGAGCUCACCAAAGUUGACCCCCAAAGUGAAAAAAGACAAGAAAGUCCUGAAGGGCAAGAAAGAGAAAAUGAAGCUGCAGAACGAGGGACAGCAAGCUGUGCUGGCAGAGCAGAAGGGGCAUCUUCUAGUGGACAAUGAUGACCAUCCUAGCCCUGAAGAGGAGAACAAAAUCAUCCACCUGGUUAAUCUUCGGCUUCAGAGGACUCUCUACAACAUUGACUUGGAGAUAGAAAAGGGAAAACUUGUUGGAAUUUGUGGUAGUGUGGGGAGUGGAAAAACUUCACUUAUUUCCGCUAUUUUAGGACAGAUGACCCUACUGGAGGGUAGCAUUGCAGUAAGUGGAACAUUUGCUUAUGUGGCCCAGCAGGCCUGGAUUCUCAAUGCGACACUUAGAGACAACAUUCUCUUUGGAAAGGAAUAUGAUGAAGAAAGAUAUAAUACUGUGUUGAAUGGUUGCUGUCUGAGACCUGACCUCGCCAUCCUUCCAAAUGGGGACCUGACAGAGAUUGGUGAACGAGGGGCUAACCUGAGUGGAGGACAGCGUCAGAGAAUCAGUCUGGCUCGAGCACUGUACAGUGAUAGGAGCAUUUAUAUCCUUGAUGAUCCUCUUAGUGCCUUAGAUGCUCACGUAGGAAAUCAUAUUUUUAACAGUGCAAUAAGGAAGCACCUGAAGUCAAAGACUGUCCUUUUCAUCACUCAUCAGCUUCAGUAUCUUGUUGAUUGUGAUGAGGUGAUUUUCAUGAAAGAAGGCUGCAUUACUGAGCGAGGAAGUCACGAGGAACUGAUGAAUUUAAAUGGUGACUAUGCAACCAUUUUUAAUAACCUACAGCUGGGAGAAACACCACAUAUUGAGAUUAAUAUAAAGAAGAACACAAACAGUUCACUGAAAAGACCCCAGGAUAAAAGUACCAAAGCAGGGUCUAUGAAGAAGGAAAAAGUUGUGAAGAAGGAAGAGGGCCAAUUGGUGCAGCUGGAAGAGAAGGGCAAAGGCUCUGUCCCUUGGUCUGUUUACGGUAUCUACAUUCAGGCAGCUGGAGGUCCUUUUGCUUUUCUCAUCAUCAUGGCACUCUUUGUGCUGAAUGUGGGCAGCACAGCUUUUAGCAACUGGUGGCUGAGUUUCUGGAUCAAGCAAGGCAGUGGAAACACCACUGUAACUUUGGGAAAUGACACUAUUGUAAGCAACAGUAUGAAAGAUAACCCUCACAUGCAUUACUAUGCUGGCAUCUAUGCUCUAUCUAUGGCAGUCAUGUUGAUCCUGAAAGCUGUUCGUGGUGUUGUCUUUGUAAAGGGAACACUCAGAGCAUCCUCAAGGCUACACGAUGAGCUCUUCCGACGGAUUCUGCGUAGCCCCAUGAAGUUCUUUGACACUACACCAACUGGAAGGAUUCUCAACAGAUUUUCCAAAGAUAUGGAUGAAGUUGACGUUCGUUUGCCAUUUCAAGCUGAAAUGUUCAUCCAGAAUGUCAUCCUUGUGUUCUUCUGUGUGGGGGUGAUUUCUGGAGUUUUCCCCUGGUUUCUGGUGGCAGUGGGGCCCCUCAUUGUCCUUUUCACGGUUCUGCAUGUCGUGUCUAGAGUCUUUAUUCGAGAGCUGAAGCGUCUGGACAACAUCACACAAUCUCCGUUUCUGUCUCACAUUACAUCUAGCAUACAGGGUCUGUCCACAAUCCAUGCCUAUCACAAAGGACAAGAAUUCCUGCACAGGUAUCAGGAGCUGCUAGAUGACAAUCAGGCACCAUUUUACCUGUUCAGCUGUGCGAUGCGCUGGCUGGCUGUACGACUGGACUUUAUCAGCAUUGCUCUCAUUACAACCACUGGCCUUAUGAUUGUCUUAAUGCAUGGCCAGAUUCCUCCUGCCUAUGCUGGGCUAGCUAUCUCAUAUGCUGUGCAGUUAACAGGGUUAUUCCAGUUUACAGUCAGACUUGCUUCAGAAACAGAAGCUCGCUUCACCUCAGUGGAAAGAAUCGAUCAUUACAUCAAGACACUUUCCUUGGAAGCUCCAGCUCGAAUUAAGAAUAAAACUCCUCCUCUGGACUGGCCACAGGAAGGCGAAGUUGUUUUUGAAAAUGCAGAGAUGCGAUAUCGAGAGAACCUCCCUCUAGUGUUGAAGAAAGUGUCUUUUACCAUCAGACCAAAGGAAAAGGUUGGCAUUGUGGGACGGACAGGCUCAGGGAAAUCUUCUCUUGGAAUGGCACUCUUUCGUUUGGUUGAACUGUCUGGAGGCUACAUUAAAAUUGAUGGAGUGAAAAUAAAUGACAUUGGUUUAGCAGAUCUUCGUAGCAAACUUUCAAUAAUUCCUCAGGAACCUGUGCUGUUCAGUGGCACUGUGAGGUCAAACUUGGAUCCUUUCAGUCAGUACAGUGAGGAACAAAUCUGGGAUGCUUUGGAAAGGACUCACAUGAAAGAAUGUGUUGCCCAGCUGCCCAUGAAACUUGAAUCAGAAGUGAUGGAAAAUGGGGAAAACUUUUCAGUUGGAGAAAGACAGUUGCUGUGCAUAGCUAGAGCUCUACUGCGUCGCUGCAAGAUUUUGAUACUGGAUGAAGCUACAGCUGCUAUGGACACAGAAACUGAUUUACUGAUUCAGGAGACUAUCAGAGAGGCAUUUGCAGACUGUACUAUGCUAACAAUUGCUCAUCGCCUGCAUACUGUACUGGGCUCCGAUCGGAUCAUGGUGCUAACACAGGGACAGGUAGUGGAAUUUGACACGCCGUCUGCCCUUCUGGCCAAUGAAAACUCACGCUUCUAUGCUAUGUUUGCUGCUGCGGAGAACAAGAUUUGGUGGCUGGAUCCAGAACUGACAUACGGCAAUGCCAAGCCAUUCGUCUUCACGCAGGGCCACUCGGUGUGUAACCGGUCUUUCUUCCCUUGCUUUGAUACACCAGCAGUGAAAUGUACCUAUUCAGCUACUGUUAAGGCCCCAGCAGGCCUCCAGGUGUUGAUGAGUGCCACUCAAAGUACCUACUUAGAAGAGGAAGGUAUAUACCAAUUUUACAUGGAAUAUCCAGUUCCUGCCUACCUAGUGGCCCUGGUGGCAGGAGAUCUUAUACAUGCAGAUAUAGGUCCAAGGAGCAGAGUGUGGGCAGAGCCUUGUCUGCUGCCAACUGCCAUCAGUAAGCUUUCUGGCAUGGUAGAGCGCUGGUUGAGUGCCGCAGAGAGUCUGUAUGGCCCAUAUAUCUGGGGAAGAUAUGACAUUGUUUUUCUUCCUCCAUCCUUCCCUAUUGUUGCCAUGGAAAACCCAUGCCUGACCUUCAUCAUCUCUUCCAUUCUGGAGAGUGAUGAAUUUCUAAUUAUUGAUGUCAUUCAUGAAGUUGCCCACAGCUGGUUUGGAAACGCAGUCACCAAUGCUACUUGGGAAGAGAUGUGGCUGAGUGAGGGGCUAGCCACAUAUGCCCAGCGCCGGAUCACCACUGAGACCUACGGAGCUGCCUUCACAUGCCUGGAGACUGCAUUCCGCCUUGAUGCUCUCCACAGACAGAUGAAGCUCCUUGGAGAAGAUAACCCUGUCAGCAAGCUUCAGGUUAAAUUGGAGCCAGGUGUAAAUCCUAGUAAUUUAAUGAACCUCUUCACCUAUGAGAAAGGCUACUGCUUUGUUUACUACCUGUCCCAGCUCUGUGGAGACCCAAGACACUUCGACUCCUUCCUAAGAGCCUACAUUGAGAAGUACAAAUUUACCAGUGUUGUGGCUCAAGAUCUUCUGGAUUCCUUCCUGAAUUUUUUUCCAGAGCUGAAAGAGCAAUGUGUUGAGAGCAAAGAAGGACUGGAGUUUGAACGUUGGCUCAAUGCUACAGGACCUCCGUUAGCUGAGCCAGAUUUAUCUCAGGGAUCCAGUCUGACCAGACCAGUGGAGAAUCUCUUCAAACUCUGGACCACCGAGCCACUGGAUUCUGCUGCUGCUGCCAGCAGUGCUGACCUCACUAAAUGGAGAACAUUUCAAACUGUGCUUUUCUUGGACAGAUUGCUGGAUGGGUCACCACUGCCACAUGCGGUGAUAAAAAAGCUUUCGGAAUGUUACUCCUCUCAGCUGGACUCCAUGAAUGCAGAGAUCCGUAUCCGCUGGUUGCAGAUUGUAGUCCGAAAUGACUAUUAUCCAGACCUUUACAAAGUCCGUCGCUUCUUGGAAAACCAGAUGUCUCGGAUGUACACAAUUCCACUUUAUGAGGACCUUUGCACUGGCACCCUGAAGUCUUUUGCCUUAGAAAUUUUUUACCAGACCCAAAACCAGCUGCACCCCAAUUUGCGGAAAACCAUCCAGCAGAUCUUAUCACAGGGCUUGAAUCCACUUCCUGCCAUAGACACUACAGCAGUCACUACAGACACACCAGCAAUGGUGCUUGAGGACAAAGUCUCAGAGGCCACUAAUGGUGCCAUUUCACUCAGGGAUGUUAAUGUGUCUGCUUAGAUCACCAGCUCAUGCCAGCCAUGAAGCUUGAAAAUGGGGACAGGAAUAGAGGAAAGAUACAAAGUGUCACCUCCUUUCUCUCAGCCCUGCAGCUGCAGUGUGUUGUUGUAACUGGAUUUCUUUUCCCAAAACACAAAGCAAAUGUGCCUUCAAGUACCCAGCAUGUGACACUGCCAGGCUUCGGAGAUCUCCUUCAGCUGUGGGAUGGAUAUUUUGAUUUAGUUUAUACUGAGCAGGGUCGAGUGGAUAUCCAGGGAAAGCAGACAGUUCUCUUUCCUGAGGCUCUUCUGGAUGAUUUCUCUGAGCUUCUUUUGUUUGAGGCCACUGAGGCACAUCCUACUUGCUGUGUAUAUGUUGCUGGGGAGUGUAUAUGUAUCCAGCUGCCAUUAACCUGAUAUUUGGGCCAGAGUUCUGCAAAGGAGAGACUCAGGAAUUUUAAGUGGCAGGAAAAUGAUUUCAUGUUAUGCUCCUUACUGUGACAGAAGUGUUGUGAUUUGGGAGGUAGGGGACUAAUACUUAAAUAAUUGAGAAACUAAUUUUAAAUAGUGUCUGGGUUUUUUCCCCAGUUGGAUAAAUAAUAAUGCUUUUUAUAUAUAUACACCUAUAUAUAUGAAUAUAUAGAUGUGUGUAUAUAUAUAUAUAUAUAUAUAUAUAUUCAUAUGUAUAUGAAGAGCAGGGAAAUCUUAUGAUGGAUUUGAAAUCCCUCCAGAGUUAACCCUACCCUCAGUUUUUCCUUUGCACUCAUUGGGACAAGCAAUAAUGAAACAUUUAGGCUCGAAUUUUCAGAAAAAAAUAAAUUAGGUGCCCAAAUGCCAUCAAUUCUGGUAAUGGCUGGAUGCCUAAAUCUUUUUUAACUGUUUUGACAAGUCUAGCUGUAACCCUUGUUAGUGUCUAAGGAUUUGUAGCAUGUGCGUUCUUCAGAUGCACUAUGGAUAUUCCAUUCUGUCCCUUUGGAAGAAUUAACAGGACCUUUUACUUAAUUUUUUAAAAGAUCCUUAGCAUGUGUUGGGCCUGUAAGUCAACCAUGAAGAUAUCCAUGCUAAAAUUGUAUUGCCUUGAAUAACAACUGCCUGAAUAACAGUUGCUCAGUCAUAUGAUAGUCUGAGGGAAGCGCCCUCUUUCUUGGUGUGCAACUUUUAAGCCUCGCAUUACCCGAGUCUGUUCUGACUCACGGAGGUGGGAAGAUGCCAAUUCAUUUACACAGCGUGCUAUUUCUCUAGAUAACUAGCCAGGCACCCAGGACAGAGAGAUCCUCUCUUCUGUCUGUGCCAUCUCGUCUCAGAAGUGCUGAGGGCAAAGCGUUGUUGGGGUUGCUGUUGCAGCCUGAGGGAAUUGCACAGUACAGGUGAUGGUUUUUAGACUCUGUGCCGCAUUCUUUAAAAUGUGGGUCAUUUGUGUGCCUCUUGGUGAGCUCCCAGUAGUUGUCUCUGAGCUGAUGUAUGACCGUGACAGUUUGAAUAACAGGUCAAACCUUUGGGAGAGGAUCAGCUAAAGGACAUGCGAGAGAGAAUGUGUUGCAUCCUUUUGGGCAAAUUUUAGUGCUGCUAUGAGGAUCUAUAUAGCACAGGAAGAUGGGAAGCUCGGGAGAUAUUUUUUCACCAAAAAAUCUGUUUACACCCAUGUGUGGAUGGGGACUUAGGUGCUGUUACUGGAUCUCUAUUUUCUGGCUUUAAAUUAAUUUGGACUUCACUGUAGCCUUAGCCUGGGCUGAACUGGGAUAAAGCAAUAAUAAACUCAGGCCUCCUUAGUGCUUCGUUAGGUUUCAAAAUGGGCCAUCUGCAUUAUUGGGCUUGAGAACGCCAAGCUCUGCUCUUUACUCCUUGAAUGGAGUUAUCUUUUUCGUUCUGUUUUGUUUUCCCGGAGGGAAUGGAGAAUGAUGUUUUAUGUACAAAUCUCUUUCCUUUUUAUUUGUUGCUCUCUUGAAAGAGAUUUGUGCAAGCUGACUUUCCACUUCCUGAUUUGCCACUGUUGGUGCUGUGUCUCCUAGAACCCACUGCAAGCAGUGGCAGCCUGGCCAGGACCAGUAACCACUAGCAUCGUUUGGAAUCAGAGGCCUCCAUUUUAACAUGUUUUAUUUUGUGGGAGAAUGUAUGCGAGCCUGAUGGGAAUUUUUAAUUUACAUGGAUGCCUUAUGAUGAUUGUCAAAUUAAACUAAGCUCUGUGACAAGUUUAGCCUUUUUGGCUGUUUUUCAGUGUCCCUGAUAUAGACAUAUGGAAGAGCUAACUUGGUACGUUGUCUUUGUUUUGUUGUUUUCUGGAGUAUAGCACAUAAGGAGUUUGGAAGCUACUUAAAAGCUGCACAGCAAAAAGUUGGAGAGGAGGCAAAAGAAAAUAAUCAAAAGUAAAUAUUAUUUGUUGUAUUACAACUGUCUGAAAUACAUCAGAUCAGCUGUGUGUAUGCAUAUACGUGCAUCGGAACAGGGACGUGCUGGCUGAACCUAACAGACCUUUCCUGAUUAAAGAGUGUAAGAUUUAAGUUAGCAUUUCUGUUCUUAUCUACGUGAGAUCCCAUCAGAUGGCUAUUUCAUAAGCCUUGUUUUCUAAAACAUUUAAGCAGAGUAAGAUUUGUUGAAAAUAUUCCAUACUUCUUUCUUCAGGUACUUCAGCUCUUCCUGUGAACAAGGAAUGCAUUUUUAUUUUGAAGAGAGAAAAAAUUGGGAGUGUGUUUGUGGGGAUAAGCCUACCUUUUGUUGAUACAAAAUAAAUUGCUUCAGGCAACUUUCUAUCAUGAUCUUUCCUAGACUUUAUGUUGACUGGAAACUUGGACUGAGAUUAAAUAGAAACUGUUUAUGGGCCCUAUCUUUGCUAGUUCAUUUCUGACACGUUAAAGUAAAAUUAAUACAGCAAAUUGGUUUUAAGCAGAUACCAAGAGAUAGUUACCUUCCUUUUUCUGAAAAUCAAAGCUAUUAUUUACCUUGUUUAUUUCAUUGUGGCCUUGAGCAGGGUGAUACGGGAUCUAGAAAUAUCACUUGUGGAAAAGCUCUGAAGAGCUAAACAGUUUAAUAAAAUGGAAUAUUACUAACUUUAUCUUUUUAGCAUUUCAUAGUCAUGUUGGAUAAUAUAUUAAGUAUAAUUCCUGUUAGCUGCACAUUUUACUCUGUCAAGCUUGUACCAGUAAUUAUGCUGCUAUGGUUAUAUUACAAAACCCUAACUGUGCGCUCUUUAUUAACCAAGAGCAAUUCUAGCAAGCAUCUCAAACGUUAUGAUUUAACCAAAGUUUUGUCACAUUCUCACACUACAGUGACCUUGGCCGUUGCCUUUUUUUGGAUAACAGGCAACCUUCUGUACUUCUAUGCUAAGCACGCUUACUGCGCAACUCACUUAGGUCAAGUACACUUCUUCACUUUGGUUUCUCUGCUUGUAUUUGUCCAAAGUUAAAAUACCUCAAUACAAGCAACACUUACAAAUCACAGGAUGCUUGUUUUCACACUUUUUAUCAAAGGCUAGUAGCAGCUUAAAGUCAUUGCGACUACGAUAUCGGACUUUAUGUAUAAAACAAGCCACAGCAGAAAUCACAGUUUGAGAGUUAUGAAACAACUAGCGUCUGAGACACAAAAUUUUUUUCUCUUUGGAGGACCAAAUUUAAAUGACAUGGAAUUUGCUGAAGCCCUGGCUAAAUUGUUCUCAUUGUUAAUUAUAUGCCCUCCUAAAAAUGUCUACCUAAUUUCUAGUUUGGAUUUGUAUAGUUUCAGCUUCCACAUCUUGAAGCUAUUGCCUUGUUUGACAAACAUAGACAUUGUUUACUGAUAGUAACCUCUUGUCCAUGUAAGUCCAUCUCUUAAUUCUCAGAGAAGACAAAUUGAGUUGUUUAGUCUCUUGCUGCAAGCUAUAUUUUCUUCACUUCAUGUAUUGCUUUAGUUCUCAUGUGGAGCAUGAUGUUUCAGCAUCCUUUUAAAAUGAAAUCACCAGAACUGCAUACUGUUUCUCAAAAAUUACCUCAAAUGCUGCUGUCUGUAUGUUCUGCACCAACUUAAAAAGAGAUUUUUAUUAAUGUUGUUGGAUGUAUCCUGUUCUUUCAGUAAUUGUGAUAGUAAGUUGGGCACCGGUUAGAAGGUGUUGUAUAUUGACAUGGUAACCUUUUCUCUUAUACCCAAGGGGUGUAGAGAGAAGUUACUCCAUACUCUGGAGGUGACUCUCUUUCUUUUCAUUGUCUACAGAAGAAGACUAGCUAGUUGAGUUAAACUAUUGUCCCUGUGUGAAUACCGCCUACCACUCCUUCACCAUGUGCAUGUGCCUUCUGCACUUGAAAAGUCACAUCUUAUCCCUCUGAUCUCUUGUUAAGAGAGCUAGGAUUGUGAUGAACAUGGCAUGCUCUGUGCUCCACAAAGAUGAGGCUUUACUGUAGUAAAAAGAAAUCUCUCUUUAAAAUUUAAGAAAUGGCAUUAACAGGUUUUGCAGAGUAUUGUAUCCCUUUCCAAAAGUGUACUUACUGAGAUGCUGGGUCUUAAGGAAGAGUGGGAGGUGUUAUGUAAGGAUGGGAGACUGGAGUGUUGUUCAUGCCUCUGUGAUUUGGUGGAAAGGGAUUAGUGAGUCCAAGUCAUAAAUGGUUGACAUUCUGCAUAUGAUCUAUGGAAGCAUCAGCUUCUUGCAUUGUUUUAAUUUUGGUAUCAUGCAUCAUAUUGUUCUUGUGCACUAUUGUAACCAAUACAAUAGUGUGUAGAGCUGGAGCUGUGUUCUGCCUUAUGAUGUAUCUGAAGUAAUGGUGGAAGUUUUUAUCUAGCAUGGAAGUCCUCCUCAGGCUGCGCCACGCCAUCUUUCUAGAAGAAGAGUGAAUUUUCCCACUAGCUGAAGAGCAUAGUGUAUUACCAAGCUGCUCCAAGCUGUCUGAAAACCAGCAGGGACUUCUUUCAUGCUCUCCUGAGCAUAAAACUCAAAUCCCCUCUUUUAAAUCUCCCUUAAGCUGCAGAGUGAGAUUCUGCAUUAUUCAUCUGAUCCAGCACUGGCCACUCUCAGUCUAGAGGUAUUGCAUGGACUAAUAAAGCUCCAAGGACUUUGUGCCUUCCUGAUCUUGGUAUUGGGAUCUAAAGGAUUGGAAGAGUUCCCAUGUGCAUUUUAAGGAUCCUCUACGUGUCAGAGUCUGUCUGGAUGAUUGGGAGGGAAUCUUAGGAAGCAUCUUCAACCAUGGGCCAAGUGAAUUCUCCUUUUUAGAAGAUAAAGGUGAGAAUGUGUGUAAACAGCAUUGCUCAGAUCACUUUUUAACUAUCUCUCUGUCCUGGAACCAUCUGCAGUUGGAGACAAAUGACUAAUGUGAACACAAGUUUGAUGAAACCCAGACUGUGGAAAAAUGAUCAUGAAAAUAUCAUCACAUACAUAUCUAACAAAGGCUGGUCUUCACAUUGAAAUUAGCUUGCUAUUUAACCACAGGCAAAUUCCUUUUAACUGUUUCAAUUUCCACAGAAACUGGACUCAGCCUCUUGGCAUCUGUUCUCCUUUACAAGGAAAUGUGAAGCAUUGAAAAACUGACAUAAACGCAAGUGUCAAUUUGUCUUAAAACAUCUCCUCAGGACUUGCUGUUUAUAUAUAUUUGUUUUCUUUUCUUUUGUCUUCAGGAAUAGGUGAAUCCAGUAGGACUGCCAGGAGGGCAACAGAGAAAAUUCUCUGCUGCCUUUGUUCUGAAAAGCUUUGGGGUUAGUAGAAACAAAAUACUGCCUGCUGCAUAAUGGAUUAAUUUCACUGCCCAUUGCCAGCUUUGUACUCAGGGCAAGCAAAGUACAUCAGAUAUCUUAGAGACUAAGAAACAUCAAUCUCUUUCCUUCUAAUGGUCAUAGACAAAUACAGGUAGAUGUGUAACUAGUUCACUGUUCCAGGCAGGAGCUACUAUAUUUACAACAUUAGAGCUCAGCAUUCAUACUACUUCUACAAUCUGCCCUUUAAUGGAUUUUUUACAAUUGUGGUCUGUGAUUGCCAUUUCCAGAAUAAAGCAGCAAGGGUGAAAUCACACA
This is a messenger RNA of Rhea pennata, 11986 nucleotides long. RefSeq names its product ATP binding cassette subfamily C member 5 (gene ABCC5). Bases 129 to 6044 code for a protein of 1971 amino acids. NCBI's taxonomy places the organism in Eukaryota, Metazoa, Chordata, Aves, Rheiformes, Rheidae. The transcript has 40 exons. Gene Ontology annotation, cellular component: membrane. Gene Ontology annotation, molecular function: metalloaminopeptidase activity; ABC-type transporter activity; zinc ion binding. Gene Ontology annotation, biological process: proteolysis; transmembrane transport. The record is from RefSeq and is a predicted model, not a curated record.